CGCGAUGCCUCGGCUAGUCGCGACUUCGAGGUCCGAGGAUACGGACAUAUCGCCACGGAGAGUCGGAGGUCCGAGACAAACUACACGCGCUCCGAGCGAAGGAAAAACACCGGCCGUCCGUCUCGUUUUUAUUGGUCGAUUAACUACAUCUCUGCGCCAAUGAUAGACGCGUGGGUGGAGCUUACGGUUAAAAAAUAAUAAACAAACCGCUUAAUGAAUCUCUCGCAGUUACGUUUUCGGCCCGUUCAUAUUUUUUGUUAUUAAAACUUUCGGAAUGAGUACCCCCACUACCAAGCGAGCGAUGCGCCAACUUUCUGUGCGGGAAAAAAUAUCAGCCGUACAGCGAGUCCACGACGGCGAGUCCAAAGCGUCGGUGGCGCGUAUGAUCGGUGUACCGGAGUCCACCCUGAGAGGCUGGUGCAAGAACGAGAUGAAGCUGAGGACCAUGAGUGACAAGGGGUCCAGCGAGUCACCGUCGCCGUCGCCGCCGCUACCGGACGCCAAGAGACCACGGCUGGACGACAUGAACGACGCCCUCUGGUUCUGGCUGAGGUCCCAGCAGUCACAAGAGACUCCGGUGCCGCCGGCCGCGGCGCCGCUCAACAACAACCACAGCUCCUGGUUCUGGAAGUGGUACAAGGAGUUCGGAGUGCCGGAGGUGCCGAUGUCCGAGCCGUCCCCGCCAGCUCCUCGCUCUCCCUCGCCUAGUCCCAGCCCUGAGGAGCCUCUGCCACUGGUCGUCCGACGAAACAAGGAUAUCAAGGAGCAGUGCACAGUUAUCACUUCAGUUCCCGUGUCAGUGCCACUGACAACACCAGUACUGGUGGACAGUAACAAGGAGGCAGAGUCUGAAGCCAAAGAGAACACAACAAUAUCAGAGGACGAGGAUGAGCCGCCAGCCUCAGCUGCUGAUGCCCUCAAACAUGGAGAAAAGUUCCUAAGAUGGCUAGAAUGCUGCUCAGACCCAAGUGUCACUGCAGUCCAGCUGCUACAGUUUAGGUAUCUUCUGAACAAUGUCAAGAGCUGUGCUGAGCGGCGAGCCGCAAACAAGACAAGAACAACUCGGUCCAGACGGAAAUAGUGCACCAGUACCAUUGUAAAUAAGAGAAUUGCUCACAAUCGUCAAGACCAGUAACGAGCAACGAUCCAGAAUUAUAGUUGAGUUUUUUAUUCAUUCUAAGACUGUUAAUUUGUUGUUCCUUUAAGUGUUAUAAAAUGUAUUCAUUUUUAUUACGUUUCUUGUUUGAAAAGUUGCAAGUAUGGUUUGCUUGUUCAGUUUUGAAACGAUAUGUGAUAAAUCAUUUUAGUAGUUAAAUAAUACUGAAGAUUAUAAAGUAAGCGCAGGUUGAUUUAUAGUUUAUAAGUCAAGUAAGUGAUUAUUUCACAUUAUAAUUGAUAACAUUACCUAUAUUUAGUCACAUGAAGUAUAAAAACAAUUGAAGGGUAGUUAAGUAUAAAUUAAAAAUUGAUAAUACAAAACCAAGGUAUAUACAACACCAUUUUAUACGUACAGGAGAGGUUAGAAAUUAAGAACUUACCAUAAGAUGUGGACAUUGGAGAGGUUCGUAAACUAUAUGAUCAGAAACAAAACUCGCACACCCUUGCCAAGUGUGCAUCUCGGGGUAACAGAGCUUUGUAGGACGGAUGGUAGUUGAAACCAUUUUCUGAAAAUAUACGAAUUAAUUACUUUUAUCACUAGUGGGUUAAAAUUGUGAUGUUGCCAAUAUUGAUUCUAUAUUUUUAUAAGAUGACUUGUGUGUAAAUAACAAUAUUGGUUAAUUUUUCCACAAUAUUAUAAGGUUGUUUGAUAAAUAGAUAAAAUCAAAAUAGAUACGUUAUGGUGUUGUAUAGUGAAAUUUAUAUAAUAUUUUGUUAGAGGGUCGCAUUUUAUUAUUUUACAAUUUUAGAGUUGGAGACCCUGGCUUGUUCAGACCCCUCGCUUCAUAGGUGAAUAUUCCUUGCAGUACAUUACCAAAGUGUUACAGUUAGAUCUCAAUGUAAUGUUCAUUUCAGUUGUGUACAUAAUAUAUAAAUGAUUGUUUGUUAGUAUCGUACAUGUAAUUGGAUCAUUCCACUGUUUACAAGUUAGCACUACAAGCAGUGCUGCCACAAGAGGAGUUCCUGAGAUCCAAGACUAACAGAGCCAAAAUAUCUACAGAACAAACCAUAAGUUUGUAGACACUACUCAUUUCAUAUUUGAUUUCCAUCAUGGUUCUUAUAGCUUCUGUCAUGGUCAUCUCACAUGAGAACUCUAUGGACAUGCAAGAAGCAACAUAUCCUUGUGGCAGCCCUGAAUAUUUAUGUUAUGAUGUUUAAUCUUUAAUUAUUUUGAGGGUUUCAUACCAAAGAAAAAGAUGAAAACACAAGGCUCCAAUGUAUGUUCUAAAAUUAAGAUAAGACAUUUUCAACACUUUUUGCUUGUUAGUUGUUGUUAUGAAUGUGUAAAAGAUUACAUUUAAUUAUGUUUGUAUCUCAUGCCAUUGCCUGGCUACGAAUCUAUUCAUUAAUUCAACAGUACAUUUAAUACAUACGUGUAUCAGAUUUCAUCACCAAAGCCAACAAAAUUUUAAACAAGGUUCACAACCAAAUAAAAACGUGUAAAGUUACCAGGAGUUUGUAUUGUUCAUUGUGCCAAAUAUUUGUUUCUUCCCAAGUUCCCCUCUUGAUAAAGCAAGAAUUGUAUACUGAAGAUUAUCUAUUUGUACUUUUAAUCUACCAUUCCGCAACUGGAAAAACUACAUGUUUUUACAGAGCAUUAGAUAAUUUCAACGAAUACUUGUUAUAGUCUUUGAUUGUGAAUAUUUGUGUAGAGGAAAGCCACAAACUGUUCCGGAUAUGUAGUUAAUAAAUUGUGUGGGCUUAGUUAUAUUUGUAUCCAAUAAACAUAUUUGUCUUUUGUAAAUAAAUAGUUAUGUUAAAA
Messenger RNA from Macrosteles quadrilineatus (aster leafhopper), 2920 nucleotides. RefSeq names its product protein distal antenna-like. The record is from RefSeq and is a predicted model, not a curated record. Lineage: Eukaryota; Metazoa; Arthropoda; Insecta; Hemiptera; Cicadellidae. Gene Ontology annotation, molecular function: DNA binding. The transcript is spliced from 4 exons. The coding region runs from base 275 to 1081 and encodes 268 amino acids.